This is a messenger RNA of Suhomyces tanzawaensis NRRL Y-17324, 738 nucleotides long. It is a transcript of the gene ROT1, whose product is annotated as Rot1p. The record is from RefSeq and is a predicted model, not a curated record. NCBI's taxonomy places the organism in Eukaryota, Fungi, Ascomycota, Pichiomycetes, Serinales, Debaryomycetaceae. The transcript has a single exon. The coding region runs from base 1 to 738 and encodes 245 amino acids. Gene Ontology annotation, biological process: 'de novo' protein folding; budding cell apical bud growth. Gene Ontology annotation, cellular component: endoplasmic reticulum; endoplasmic reticulum membrane.
AUGAAGAUAUUUACAGCCAGCAUUGCCGCUGUGCUCUCCACAAUGGCCACUGUGGCCAUGGCUGACCCCAGCAUGCUGGAGUUGGAAGGCACAUGGACGUCCAAGUCCAACACUGUGUUCACAGGCCCUGGGUUCUACGAUCCAAUCGAUGAGUUGUUGAUCGAGCCAGACUUGCCAGGAAUCUCGUAUUCGUUCACCAGCGACGGCCACUACGAAGAGGCGCUCUAUAGAGUCAAGUCCAACCCCCAGAACCACUCGUGCGCCAUUGCGUCCAUCACAUUCCAGCAUGGAACCUACGAGAUCAAGGCCAACGGAUCGGUGAUGUUGUACCCCAUCGCAGUGGACGGAAGACAGUUGUUGAGCGACCCCUGUGGCGAAAACCCCGACUCGUCCCAAUACUCCAGAUACGUGCAGCCUACGUUCUUCAAGACCUACCAAGUGCAGGUGGACGACUACAACGGCAAGAUGUCGUUGCAAAUCUACCAGUUCGACGGCUCGAUGAUGCAGCCCUUGUACUUGGCCUACAAGCCCCCUUUGAUGUUGCCCACCGCCGCGUUGAACCCCACCGACUCUGCCUCGGAGACCAAGACAUCGUUGAGAAAGAGAGUUAAGAGAUCGUUGGAGAACAAGUACAGAACCAACGCGUUCAAGGACACUAACACCGACAAGUUCGACAAGUACUGGUGGGGCAGUGUGGCCCUUUUGGGGGUCACCUCUGCUGCCGUAUUCUUGCGCUAG